GCCUCCUUAGGGACCCCCCCUCCCGCCCCCCGGCACGAUGAACGACCAGUACCACCGGGCAGCCCGAGACGGCUACCUGGACCUGCUCAAGGAGGCCACCAGGAAGGAGCUGAACGCCCCCGAUGAGGAUGGGAUGACCCCGACCCUCUGGGCGGCCUAUCAUGGCCACCUGGAGUCCCUGCGCCUCAUCAUCAGCAGGGGGGGCGACCCGGACAAGUGCGACAUCUGGGGAAACACGCCCCUGCACCUGGCCGGCUCCAACGGCCACCUGCACUGCCUGUCCUUCCUGGUGUCCUUCGGGGCCAACAUCUGGUGCCUGGACAAUGACUACCACACGCCACUGGACAUGGCGGCGAUGAAGGGCCACAUGGAGUGCGUGCGCUACCUGGACUCCAUCGCGGCCAAACAGAGCAGCCUCAACCCCAAGUUGGUGGGCAAGCUGAAGGAGCGGGCCUUCCGGGAGGCCGAGCGGCGCGUCAAGGACUGCGCCAAGCUACAGCGCAAGCACCAGGAGCGCUUGGAACGGCGCUACCGGCGGGAGCUGGCUGAUGCCGACUCCCUCAGCUUCUCCAGCCUGGCCUCCAGCACGCUGAGUGGCCGCCUGCAGCGCCUGGCUCUGGCCGCCGCCACUGCCCCGCAGCCACCCUACUCGCAGGCCACCCUGCAUGGGCCGCCCCGGGCCAAGGCCCUGGGUCCGCGGCGGCUGGCACGCCGGCGCCCGGCCCCCGAGGGCACCUUCAAGGUGUCGGAGGGUGGGCGCAGGAGCGUGCGCUCGCUGUCGGGGCUGCAGCUGGGCAGCGACGUCAUGUUCAUGCGACCAGGCUCCCUGGGCGGCCCGCCGGACUGGGGCCGGGCCCCGCUCGGAGACGCCUCCCUCUCAGAGGACGACGACGGUGGCGACUGGCGGGCCGGGCCAGAGCCAGGCCAGUCGGCCGAGCCGGCGCACUCGGAGGUCAGCACUGACUCGGGCCACGACUCGCUCUUCACCCGGCCGGGCCUGGGCACUAUGGUCUUCCGGCGGAACUACGCGAGCAGUGGCCCGUUCGGGCCGGUCCGGGCCGGCGGCGGGGGCAGCCUGGACGGGGCCGGCCCAGGCACACUAAGGGCCAGGUUGCGGUGGGGGCCCAGCGCCCGCAGCCCCGACCACCACCACGACGACGAAGAUGCCGCCGCCGCCAGCAUCGGCAGUGCCGACAGCCUGCGGGAGCGCGGCCUGGACGAGCUGCCCUGGGAUGAGCUGGACCUGGGCCUGGACGAGGACCUGGAGCCUGAGACCAGCCCGCUCGAGACCUUCCUGGCCUCCCUGCACAUGGGUGAGUUCGUGCCCGCGCUGCGCCGCGAGAAGAUCGACCUGGAGGCCCUCAUGCUCUGCUCGGACCUUGACCUCCGCAGCGUCAGCGUCCCCCUGGGCCCGCGCAAGAAGAUCGUGGAUGCCAUCAAGCGCCGGCUCCUGGCUCUCGAGCGGCCCCGUGCCCUGGAGGACACGGAGCUGUGAGCGUGGACCCUCCCGCCUC
Molecule: messenger RNA, 1514 nt
Organism: Tachyglossus aculeatus (Australian echidna)
Lineage: Eukaryota; Metazoa; Chordata; Mammalia; Monotremata; Tachyglossidae
Gene: USH1G
Product: USH1 protein network component sans
Exons: 2
Coding region: 38-1495 (485 amino acids)
Biological process (GO): sensory perception of light stimulus; equilibrioception; sensory perception of sound
Molecular function (GO): protein binding
Source: RefSeq, a predicted model, not a curated record